This is a messenger RNA of Brienomyrus brachyistius, 2298 nucleotides long. Its product is annotated as ATP-sensitive inward rectifier potassium channel 1-like. Bases 125 to 1249 code for a protein of 374 amino acids. The transcript has 2 exons. Gene Ontology annotation, biological process: potassium ion import across plasma membrane; regulation of monoatomic ion transmembrane transport. Gene Ontology annotation, molecular function: ATP-activated inward rectifier potassium channel activity. Gene Ontology annotation, cellular component: plasma membrane. The record is from RefSeq and is a predicted model, not a curated record. NCBI's taxonomy places the organism in Eukaryota, Metazoa, Chordata, Actinopteri, Osteoglossiformes, Mormyridae.
AGCCAGUUCCUCUCAGGCUGUCAAAGCCUUUGCCUGUCUUCCAGACCGCCCCCCACAGUGCUAACCGGCUCUCCUCCAGCUGCCUGCUCUUGGCCUCUGCGCUUCCUCCGCUGAACGUUUAAAGAUGUUCCAGUCCCUUCAGAAGCGGCUCCAGAACCGACUGGUGGAUCGCCGGACCCAGAAGAACCGCCUCGUGACGAAGGACGGCCACUGCAAUAUCGAGGUGGGAAACAUAGAAUACCACAGGCGUUUUAUCCUACUGGUGGACUUCUGGACCACGGUCGUGGAAAUCCGGUGGCGCUACGUCAUCUUCAACUAUGUCAUCACCUUCACCGGCACCUGGUUCGGCUUUGCCCUGAUUUGGUACUGGAUCGGCAAGAGCAACGGGGACCUGUUGCAUCAGAAUCCACCGAUGAACCACACGCCUUGCGUACGCAACGUAUAUGGGCUCACCACGGCUUUUCUGUAUUCGUUAGAAACCCAGACCACCAUCGGGUAUGGGAGCCGGUACAUCACAGGCGUCUGCCCCAGCUCCGUGGCCCUCCUCAUCAUACAGACCCUCAUGGGCACCAUUCUCAACUGCUUCAUGUGCAGCAUCAUCCUGGCCAAGAUGGCACUGCCCAAGAAGAGGGCGAAGAGCAUCACCUUCAGCGAGACGGCUGUCGUCUGUCUGAAGAAUGGCAGCCUGUGCCUCCUCAUCCGAGUGGCUAACUUGCGCAAGACCUUGCUGAUUGGAAGCCAGAUAUAUGGCAAGCUUCUGAAGACAAUUGUCACAUCGGAUGGGGAAACGGUCAUUCUGGACCAGACCAACAUCAACUUUGUGGUGGACGCUGGUAAGGACAACCUGUUCUUCGUCUGCCCCUUGACGCUGUACCACGUCAUUGACAAUACCAGUCCCUUCUUCGAGUUGGCCAUGGACACCCUGCACCAGCAGGAAUUUGAGCUAGUGGUCUUCCUGGACGGCGUGGCAGAGUCCACAAGCGCCUCUUGCCAGGUGAGGACCUCCUACAUCCCACGCGAGAUCAAGUGGGGCUACAGUUUCCUGCCUGUAAUUUCCCGGACCAAGGAAGGCAAGUAUUGCGUGGACUUCUCCAAUUUUGCCAAGAUCGUGCCAGUGACCACCCCUCACUGUGCCCAGUGCUUCCACAACGAGAAGGCACACAACCACCGACACACCAAGACAGGCAUCGACAACCCUGCCUUUGAGGUGAUAGAUAUCCACGAUCCAAUGGACUUCACCAAAAUGUGAGCCAGGCGGAUGCCAAGCCUUGGCCCUAGUUUUCUGUACACAUGUAUGGGAGCAUAAACCCUUUUGGACAAACCUAAGCAGCUAUGGCUAUUGCAGGUGAGCCUCAAAGGAAGUAGUGACCACAAGUCUCCAAAGGCUUCAACCACUGGGUGGUGCCACCUGGACCCUCUGAGCAGGAGCACUGUGAAGGGAGGGAGGGAAUUAGGACGAUUCCAAGAGCCCCUGAGUGAUAGGGGCUGUAAACAUUUUUGUAACAUAAUGGGAUUGAUCUGGGUUGGGGGUCCACUGUGAUUUGCUUCGAUGAGGCUCUGAAUCCCUAGCGGCACUCCUGCCUCUGGACAUGCGACGACUGAAGUCACACGACUAAAACUUAAGUUGAAUGGGGGCAGGAUCAAAAUCGCGAAUGCUCGUGUUUGACGACAUGCAUCUUCUGCCAAGGAUUCGAGCUCGACUUCGAUGCAGAAGUAGCAGGACACCUGUCAAGAUGGAGAAGAAACCUGCUGCUGUUCACACUUUAGAGAGAUCUCCUGUAGAACACUUUAACGCACACAGAACGAUAAGGUAGCAGUAAGACUGCCACCAUUCAUGACUGUAAAGUUAUAGAAAAUGGAAUAUACAGCUAUUUAAGACAAUUUGUUGAUGUGUUUUUCUCAGCACUAAAUGCCAGAGUUUUGGAAAAUUCCCUCGGCACCUUAAACUCACGUCCUAACACUGCAGUAGCUUUGGACCCGUUACUUCUGUGUAUUACAUGAGAAAGAGGCUGUAUUACGGGUCCACAAGAGGGGAUUAUGAUCUAAGUCGAUUUUAAUUAAAUAUUUAACGUCUGAAGGAGUAACAGGAUUUGUGUGUGUGUGUGUGUGUGUGUGUGUGUGUUUUAUAGCCUCUGAAUAACACAGCUCAUGUAAAGUCUGAGUAUGUAUUUUGUUAACUUGAACACUGGCAUUGACAGGAAGUCAAGAUCUCUGCAAAGCAGGAAGUAGUUAUAUAUUUUCUCAGGGGAAGAAAUGACUGAAAUAAUGUCAGGUCACAAUAAAGAUAUUUGUCACACA